Cyprinodon tularosa is the source of this 2276-nucleotide messenger RNA. It is a transcript of the gene e2f5, whose product is annotated as E2F transcription factor 5. Gene Ontology annotation, biological process: regulation of transcription by RNA polymerase II. Gene Ontology annotation, molecular function: RNA polymerase II cis-regulatory region sequence-specific DNA binding; protein dimerization activity; DNA-binding transcription factor activity, RNA polymerase II-specific. Bases 244 to 1377 code for a protein of 377 amino acids. The record is from RefSeq and is a predicted model, not a curated record. The transcript is spliced from 8 exons. NCBI's taxonomy places the organism in Eukaryota, Metazoa, Chordata, Actinopteri, Cyprinodontiformes, Cyprinodontidae. Gene Ontology annotation, cellular component: RNA polymerase II transcription regulator complex.
AACAUAUACGUUUUUGUUAACGUCUCCAUUCAUAGGGGCGGGGUCAAGAGGAGGCGUGCAGGAGUUGCCGUGGCAACCAUAACCUAACGUAACGUGCGUUCAUUUAAAAAGACCCCAGCCCGAGUUUUCACCGGGGUCCUGUUUAGGUAGCAGGUGUUAACUGAGAGAAUGUCCGUUAUCUGCAGUUAAACUCAAAUAGUUUUCCCAUAGAGAAGCGAUUCCCUAUUUUUCUGUAAAAAGAAGAUGGAUUUGGAAAAGUCUGUGACUGAACGCUCGACUUCUAGUCGCCGUGAAAAAAGUUUGGGGCUACUCACGAUGAAGUUUGUCAGUCUACUUCAAGAAGCUAAGGAUGGCGUUCUUGACUUAAAAGUGGCUGCACACAGCUUGGCAGUGAAGCAGAAGAGGAGGAUUUAUGACAUCACCAACGUCCUGGAAGGUGUUGGGCUAAUUGAAAAGAAAAACAAGAACAUCAUCCAGUGGAAGGGUAAGAACAGAGGGAGCCAAAGUGAGGAGGUGUUGGAGCAGAUUAGAGUUUUAAAAGCCCAAAUCUCUGAGCUCGAGGUUCAAGAGAAGGAGCUGGAUGACCAGAAGGCCUGGGUGGAGGAGAACAUCGAACAACUCAACCAUGAUCCAGACAUCCAUGCAUACAGAUUUGUGACGCAUGAAGACAUUUGUGAUUCUUUUAGUGGAGACACCCUUCUGGCUGUUGUUGCUCCUUCUGGAACCCAGCUGGAGGUGCCUCUUCCUGAGAUGGUUCAAAGUGGCCAAAAGAAAUACCAAGUGAACAUGCGCAGCCACUCAGCUCCCAUCCAAGUGAUGCUCAUCAACAGGGAUUCCAACUCCAGCAUGCCUGUGGUCUUUCCUAUACCACCCACUGAUGGUAUAUGUCUGAUGCCAACUCCUCCCAGUGCGCCUGUCAGCCUGCAGAAGUACCCCCUCCUAAACGGUGCUGCAACUACAUCCAACACCUCGUCCUCCUGCUGCAGCCAGGAUUCUAUCUCCUCAGACCAGCAGAUGGCGCUGCCAGACAACGAUAAAGAGCUAACUUCAUCCUCCGCCACGGGUGAUGUGCAGAUGGAGUGUCAGAGUGAAUCAGUGGCAGCAGUAGUGUUGGAUCAGCAGCAAAUAGACGUGGAGGACCCAGAGUACCAGGCUGAUCUGGAUAUUGGCCACCUGCUAAGAUUAAGCACUGGCGGCAGCAUGAGAAACAACAGAGAUGGUGAGGCUCAUAAUAUGGGAACUCCUCUAAUAAAUAUUAAAGGAGCUGUUGACCUUAUUGAUGACCUAAUGUCUGCUAAUGGUAUAGACUACAGCUUCAAUCUGGAUGACGGUGCAGGAGUGUGUGACCUGUUUGAUAUGCAGAUCCUCAAUUACUGAUCUCUGAUGGUUUCUCAGCAUCCUGUCUACACUCUGUUGCCCUCUUUAUAAAAAACACCUCCAAGAAUUAUUUCCUGUUUUGUUAGUAUUGCACAGCUGCUACUUCGUGUGCCAUUAUUGCCUUUAAAAAACAUAUCUGGUCAUCUUUACUGUCCAACUGUACACCCAACACACUACAGUGAACUUCUGACAAUAGAACAAUUGCCUAAAUGCAUUUAUUUUAUGCAACUGCAUGUUGGGUUUUUUUGCAGUUUAUUUUUUUACAAUAAUUUGUAUUCAUUCAGAGCGGAUUUAGUUUACUUUUUGUGUUUCAACCAAGGUUGAGUAUAUUUUGAGAAUGUACCCUCUUUUUUUAUAUGUCAAAUUGACCACUUCUGUCACAGUUCUGUUUCUUAAAAAUGUGGCAUGCAGAGAAUGAAGGUGUUGGCUUAUUUGUUUUGCUGUAUCAUUAAAAAAGCCAGAAUGUUUUCUGUUGUUUGUUACAGACACUGCCUUUUGGUCAUAUCACAAUUGCAUAUUAAAAUAAUUAAUUUUAUACGUAAUUUAAUUAUAUAAGGCUCAAUUGUUCUGAUAUUUUUUUGCUGAAACUAGUUUAAAUGUCUUUAUUUAAAUAACUGAGUUUGCCAUCUUUCUAAAUUGAUGAGUCAAAACCUGAAGAGUAAUUUCUGUGUUUUCUUUAAACUAAGUAAUGUAUUGUUUGCACUUUCUAUUUUUUUUAUUAAACUGGUUUUCCCCUACUACAAUCUUUCUGUCCCUGGCAAAAAAAGCAGUCAGUAUGGUGAUGUCAGGGGUCGGUUUGCUCCCAAACAGUUGGAAAAAUGGAUAUUCCCUUACUUCACUUUUGGCUUAAUUAAUUUGAACUUUUAAGAUGUAUUUGCUUCAGACAGGUGUUUUCCAUA